AACUUCGCUCAUGCUGUCAGUUGUUCCCUGGGAGAGCUGCCAGGCUCACUGUGUAAAGUCUAAUCUCUGCUGCCUUAGAGCCUGGGCAUGUACUACUACAGCCAUUCCUUUUUGUUUUAGGGAGUCGCUGUGUGCUUCUCCCUAUAGAGCUGAGAACUAGGGCUAAUUCAUGUGUGAAUCAGCAACAUCUGUGUGGUAUCAACAUCCUUCACCCAACUGGCAGCCCUGCAUCAGAUUCUGCAGGUCUAUUGUCUUGUUCCAGCCUGGCAGCUGAUGUGAGAGAGAUUGCAGUACAACAUGUCUUUAUCGUUGCACUUCACUUUGUGUCUGCUCACUCUGUUUUACUGUGCCUAUGAAAUCUCAGGUCAACUGGAGUCAUGCAAUUCACAGUGUGGUAAACAGCUCCAGAAUUGUUCCUGUCAUUCAAGUUGUUUGAAACAAAGUAUCUGCUGUGCAGAUUAUCAGAAAAUGUGCCUCCAAAUUUCACCCCAUUCAGGGACACUAAUGGGAGGGAAAGACUUUAAAAUUCUAAACAUAACUUACAGUUCUACUGUAAAUGUGACAUGCCGGUUCAACAAUGAAGUAAAUACUCAGGGUUAUGUUGAUCAAUCUGGAUAUGCUCACUGCAUUUCUCCACUACUGUUCCAGACUGGCCAUGUCAAAUUUUCUUUGUCGUUAGAUGGGGGGUUAAACUUUGGACCAUCAGGAACAUGGUUAGCUGUUCAUCAUAGCAAAGCUUCAGAGUUGGAAAAGAGUGUGCUGGUUAAUUCAAAAAAAUGGCAAUAUUAUGGAACACCUGGAUAUAAUGAGACACUCUCCAUGACCUGGAAUGGUAGAACUCUUACCACUCAACACAUCCGUAUAGAAGUCUGGGGCUAUAAUGAGACAGGGGAACGAUACACUGAAUCAUGGCAAGCUGAUUGGACCUACCUCUACACACUUGAUCCAAGUCAUCCAAAUAACGGCAACCUAACAUUCACUCCAGUUCCUGCACAAUCUCCCUUUGAUCAGUGGGAUGUAGGGAUGUUGAGGAUCAUAGCAAGUGAAAAAAAUCCUGGGGAGAGGAACGUCCACGCGAUAUGGAGUCCUGUCCAUGCCUUAGCCUGGCACUUAUCAGAAAGUUUCAGGGCUGAUCCUGCUCGCUGGGCAACAGAUAAGUGUGUGGAAUGGAGAUCUGAUGAGAAGAACAAACUGCCUGACUUCUUGACAGAAGUUGCAGACUGUCCUUGCACUUUGCAACAAUCCAGAGCUGACACUGGUAGAUACCAUACAGAUUAUGGAUGCAACAUUGAAAAGGGAAGUGUGUGCACCUACCAUCCUGGUGCUGUGCACUGUGUGAGGAGCAUACAAGCAAGCCCUCGGUAUGCAGCGGGGCAGCAGUGCUGUUAUGAUGCCCAUGGAGUACAGGUUCUUACAAGUGAUUCAAUAGGGGGCAGCACACCAGACCGUGGACAUGACUGGGGUUCCCCACCAUAUAGAAAGCCUCCCAGAAUACCAGGCUUCUCUCACUGGUUGUAUGACGUAAUCACAUUCUACUACUGUUGUUUGUGGUCAGAUAACUGCCAGUACUACAUGGAACUUAGACCCUCCAGCGACUGCCACACUUAUAAACCACCAAAAGUCGCUUCAGCAUUUGGUGAGCCUCAUGCUUAUACAUUUGAUGAUGUGCCUUACACCUUUAAAGGUAAAGGGGAAUAUGACAUGGUGGUUUCUACAAACCCAAAUCUAAGGAUUCAGUGUCGGACGUCACCUUUUUAUGCACCACUACCGCACAGUUAUACCAUCCAUCUAGAUGAUGGUAUUCGAUCUCGGAGGUCGCUCCCUAAUAGUAUUAAUAUAACAGCCAUUUCCUCAGUGGCUAUGCAAGAAGAGGAUUCUGAUAUAAUUGAGGUGCGCCAUGAUGAUGAAUUCAUAAAUGAACUGGAAGUUCUAGUGAAUGGGGAGAGCAUUAGCUUUGAAGAGCAAAGUUGGAUGGAUAUGAAAGGGGUUUUCUUAUUCUCACCCUAUAAGACCAAUGUCACAGUAAUGUUUGCCUCAGGAGCUGGGGUAGAAGUGAGAGAAAUGGGAGGAUUUCUCAGUCUGUCAAUUCUUCUUCCUGAGAUUUUCAAAAACAAAACCCAAGGACUUCUGGGAGUUAUGAAUGAUGAUCCUGCAGAUGACUUCACGCUAAGAAAUGGCACUGUUUUACCUUCUACUGCCAGCCCAGAGGAACUUUACCAGUUUGGUGCAGAUUGGUCAGUAACCAAUCAGACUUCACUCUUUCAGUAUGAUUCUCAAAUACUUCUUGAACAGUACGCUUUGAAGCAUGAUCCUAGUUUCAUACCUAUAUUUCAUAUUGAGGAUGAGCAAAGUGAUCCACUGUACCAAGAGGUAGAAAAUAUGUGUGGCAAUGAUUCAUUCUGCAGAUUUGAUGCCUUUACUACAAGAAAACUGGAAGUUGGUAAUGCUACCAAGGUUUCACAUCAAAGUCACCACAUCUUGGUGGAGAACCUUAAACCAGUGGUCACAUGUGGCUGGCUUGGAUCACCAGCAAAUGGAUCUAAGAAUGGAACAAACUACCUAGCUGGCUUUACCAUCACAUUUAGUUGUAACAGUGGUUUUGUACUGUCUGGGUCCAAACAGCGAACAUGCCAAUCUAAUGGAAAUUGGUCUGGGGCACCAGCUCAGUGUUUAUUAGGAAGUGACAAUUCCUGUUCUAUGCAGUGUGGACAACUUUUGCGUCAAUGCUCCUGUCAUGUAACCUGUGAGAAUCUUGGCAACUGCUGUCCAGACUACCGCACAUACUGUGUGCGUAUUACACCAGAGUCUGGCUUGUUGAUGGGGGGCAGAGACUUUGUCAUUUUGGGUGUGACCUUUGAUGAAAGCUCUGUAGUGAAAUGCAGGUUUAACCUAGAAAUCCUUGUAAAUGGUUAUGUGGAUGAUAUGAGAAAAGUCCAUUGUGUGUCACCUCUAUUGUAUGAAACUGGACGUAUUCCAUUUGAAAUAUCUGGGGAUGGAGGAACAACAUAUCCCCACUCUGGCACUUGGCUGUCAGUGCAUCCUGGGAAAGUGUCUGAGUCAGAAAAAUGCACUCUCGAGAAUGACACAAAAUGGCAGUACUAUGGCACACCCAAUUAUGAUGGCACCUUGACAGUUAAAUGGGAUCCAAACACGUUUAAGGAGAACUCAAUUAACAUUGAGGUCUGGGGCUAUGGGGAAUCAGGAAUCCCUUAUACAGAGUCCUGGACAGCAGCCUGGAAAUAUCUCUAUACCUUGGUACAUAAAUAUACCAACAACGGGAGUUACACUUUUAUCCCCAAUCCAGCAUUGCCAGAACAUAGCAUAUAUGAGGUUGGAAGCCUAAGGAUUGUGCCAAGUCAACAUUCUAAUGGGGAGAGGGAUGUCCAUUCAUUAUGGAGUGUGGAUCAUGCCAUGGCAUGGCACCUGGGUGAAGACUUUCGCAAAGACUCUGCUACCUGGGCAUAUAACAAAUGUUUAGAUUGGCAUGAAAGUGACAAGAGUCUUCCUGAUUUUCUCUCUGAAAUUAUUGAUUGUCCCUGCACUAUGGAACAAGCCAGAGCUGAUACUGGGAGAUUUCAUCCGGAUUAUGGAUGUAACAUAGAGACUGGAAGCACAUGUACUUACCAUCCUGGAGCUGUGCACUGUGUUAGAGGCAUCUACGGCAGUCCCACCUUUGCAGCAGGUCAGCAGUGCUGUUAUGAUAAAGAUGGUUUCCAAGUCCUCACUAGUGAUUCUAUAGGGGGUAGCACCCCUGACCGAGGUCAUGACUGGGGCUCCCCGCCAUACAAGAAGCCCCCCAGAGUACCAGGCUUUUCUCAUUGGCUCUAUGAUGUCAUCUCUUUUUAUUACUGUUGCCUGUGGUCAGAUAAUUGUGACUACUACAUGAAACUCAGGCCUUCUAGUGACUGUCGCAAGUACAAACCCCCAAAAGUUGCAUCUUCAUUUGGGGAUCCACACUUUAUCACUUCUGAUGGGUCUAAUUUCACUUUUAAGGGUAGAGGUGAAUACAUAUUGAUUGAAUCCACUAAUCAUUUACUGAAGAUUCAAGGCCGCACUCAGGCUGCUAGGUUUGAAAAUGGUUCUUUUACUUCAGUAACUGGCUUUUCCUCUGUGGCUAUGCAAGAGGAAAGUUCAGAUUUGAUAGAGGUACGUCUAGCAGAAGACUCCAAAACUCUGGAGGUUCUCCUAAAUCAGGAAGUCCUUCACCUUGAUCGAACCUGGUUGGACCUGAAGGGGGUAUUUUUAUUUGCUGGCUCUAAUCAAAGUAUAACAGCAAUGUUUUCCUCUGGAGCUGGAGUGGAAGUAAGAGGAGAAGAAGGGUUCAUAAGCAUUAAUGCUCUUCUACCUCAUGAGUUUAUGAAUAAAACACAAGGACUUAUGGGAAAUAUGAACAAUGAUGCUACAGAUGAUUUUACAUUCAGAAAUGGAACUAGUUUGCCAACUAAUGCCAGCCCUGAGGAGUUUUUCCAGCUUGGCGCCAACUGGCAAGUGACCAGUGACAGCUCCCUCUUCACCUAUGAUUCAAAGUUCCUAUUAGAUAACUAUCAGGUUAAACAUGACCAUGAUUUUUUACCCACAUUUUCAGUCCAAGAAGAUCCUAAUGACCAAUUUACAAAAGACGUGAUUAAAAUGUGUGGAAAUGAUCGUUUCUGUAGAUUUGAUGCUCUUACCACAAGAUCCCUUAGGGUUGGAAAUGCAACAAAAUUAUCACAUGACAAUCACCAAAAAUUGGUCCAGGUUCUGCAACCAGUGGUGUCAUGCGGCUGGUUAGAACCCCCAAAGAAUGGAAAGAAGGAGGGAACAAGCUACUUGGUUAACUCUCAAGUUAAAAUCAUCUGUAACAAAGGAUACGUGUUAAAGGGUUCCUCUUCACGCACAUGUCAGCAAGAUGGCACAUGGAAUGGGCAGACCAGUCAGUGUGUAAAUGACAAUACCCUGGGAAUAGUCCUAGGAUGUGUGUUUGGAUUCCUUACUCUCCUAGUCCUCCUAAUAAUGAUUGGCCUACAUGAAAAGAAGCACAGUAGGAAAAAAGAGAUAUCUGUACCUUCCGUGACUUACAAGAAAUCUAAUGAAGUCUAGGAAGACUCAAUAAGUGUGCACGUUCAAGCAAUGAAGAAAGAAAUCUCUCAGUGUAAUGCUGUAUGUAUUACUGAAGAAUUUCUAAAGUUCCACAUUUUACAGUGUCCAGUCUUAUAAGAAACAAAUAUUUCAUUCCUGUUCCACUGAAGGAAAAUGCAUUCACCUGAAGUUUCAAAGAUGACACUGCAAACUGCAUUAACCGAUUAUGCUUGUGAAAGUAAACAUUUUACUAUAAGUACUUAAAAUAUGUUUCAAAACCUGAAAAGUCUCAAUUAUGCAUAACACAAUUAGCUCAACAGAUUUGCACCCUUGCUGGUCACCAAGUACAAUAAUCUCAGAAAAUUUGCAGCUUUUCUGUCUCUACUCAGCUGUAAUAAUGGAGCAUAAAAGUGCAGUUUUGACAACUAACCAGUGGUUCCAAUAAGGGCUAGGUCCCAAGAAACCCAAAAUUACAAUGAUUCACUUUUCUUGCCUAAUCACAACCUAUACAUUCUAAAUGUAUCUGAAUCUAGUUCAGUAUUUUUCCUUUAUUUAGCUAUAGUUAUCAAAUCAGUGACAUGCUUAUAGAUCUCCGAUAACAAUGUACUCCCAAGACUGGAAAGUAUGAGUAUGACCUGUGGCAUAUGUGCAGUGCAGUGCACGAUAUUGUAAAGUGCUCCAAUGCUUUGACAAGUACAGACAUUCCUGCUCAACAUGGUUGACCAAAGGGCCAUCUUUAAAAUACAUUUCACUCCUUUCCUGGCAACCACAAGCAAGGUUAUGUGGGGAGGUGAAUGAAAGGGAGGAUUUACUGAAGGAAAGCUGUGUUAAGCCUCGUACACACGGCCGAGGAACUCGACGU
This is a messenger RNA of Rana temporaria (common frog), 5920 nucleotides long. RefSeq names its product sushi domain containing 2 (gene SUSD2). NCBI's taxonomy places the organism in Eukaryota, Metazoa, Chordata, Amphibia, Anura, Ranidae. The coding region runs from base 298 to 5079 and encodes 1593 amino acids. The transcript is spliced from 27 exons. The record is from RefSeq and is a predicted model, not a curated record.